This is a messenger RNA of Penicillium angulare, 1362 nucleotides long. RefSeq names its product protein csn12 (gene csn12). The coding region runs from base 1 to 1362 and encodes 453 amino acids. Lineage: Eukaryota; Fungi; Ascomycota; Eurotiomycetes; Eurotiales; Aspergillaceae. Gene Ontology annotation, biological process: post-transcriptional tethering of RNA polymerase II gene DNA at nuclear periphery; transcription elongation by RNA polymerase II; poly(A)+ mRNA export from nucleus. Gene Ontology annotation, cellular component: transcription export complex 2. The record is from RefSeq and is a predicted model, not a curated record. The transcript is spliced from 6 exons. Gene Ontology annotation, molecular function: double-stranded DNA binding; RNA binding.
AUGAACCCCCUUGGGCUCGAUUUUAACAGUGCCUACUUCGAUCAGUCUGGCCCGCAACUGGCGGCAGUAUUCACCCCAGACAUCUACAAUGGCCGGAUACAAACCUUCUACGAUAGAUCCGACGACGCGACUUUGCCAGUUUCAUUCAAAGAGGCCGCCUUCUUAUUCAACAAGAAACGUCUGAAGGUGUCAAAAACCGAACAAAAUGCUUGGGUGGAGGUUGCUGUGGAAUAUUGGAAAGCACUGGACGAACUAUUUACGUACCAGAAUCGCCAGCCCGGAGCUAGUGCGGUUGUGAUAUUCAAUGCCUGGAAAAAGUUCGUCAAUGUGCUGAUCAGAGGAUACUCGGGCUCCUCCUCUUUUCCUGCCUGGACCUUGCCAUUGUUAUAUAUUAGCGGCAAGUACUUACGUAUCUUUGCGAUUAAGGCCGAUGCCGAAGUUGUCUCCCAAGGCUCAGCAAGCUUUGGGUUCCAGGAUGACAUAGCUGCCGAUUUCGAGAAGAAUGGGAACUUGGAGGAGGCUGCGCGAAUUAUGAAUCGCAUGUUCACAUUAUGCUUGAGUGACCGUGCACCCAUUGAAGAUUCCCGCAAAUGGGGCAUUUACAACACUACAAAUUUGCUUUUCAAAACAUAUUUUAAGAUCAAUUCGGUUGGCCUCACUAAGAAUCUCCUCCGCGCAAUCAAUGCCCAAUCGCAUGACUUACCGCCAUUGGAGGCAUUCCCAAAGUCUCACAUCGUGACUUUCGAAUAUUAUGUUGGCGUCAUUCACUUUUUGGACGAGAACUAUAUCGAGGCGGAGACACACCUGACAUCUGCUUGGAGGAUGUGCCACCGACAAGCUCUCAAAAACCGAGAAUUGAUUCUUACAUACCUCAUUCCUUGCCAUUUGGUCACAACCCAUACUCUCCCCAGUCACCGCUUACUUGCUCAAUUCCCUCGCCUCGAGGCAUUUUUCCGCCCUCUGUCCAAUUGCAUCCGAAAGGGUGAUCUCGUCGGCUUUGACAGAGCCAUGAGUGCUGGCGAGGAAGAAUUUGUAAAGAGGCGCAUCUACCUACCUCUGGAACGUGGACGGGAUAUUGCCUUGCGCAAUCUGUUCCGCAAAGUCUUUAUCGCUGGUGGGUUUGAACAGGCCAAGGAUGGGCAGCCUCCCAUUCGUCGAACCCGUGUACCUGUCGCAGAGUUCGCCGCAGCAUUACGUAUUGGGACCCAUGCUACAGCUCGGACUCGAGUUGAUACUGAUGAGGUUGAGUGCUUAUUAGCCAAUCUCAUCUACAAGGGUCUGAUGAAAGGAUACAUCGCUCGUGAACGAGGCAUCGUCGUGUUAAGCAAGAACAAUUCUGCUUUCCCCGGGACUGGUGUCUAA